GUUAGUUUAAAAGAGCACUCGUCAUCGUGUGCGCAGUCCAAUACGCGUCCGCAGUUCGAGAGAAAAAACUACUCCCAUCGGUCGUAUUCCGUUUUUCGUUUUUUUCUCCUCUCGCCAUACACCUGUAGGUAGAAAAUACAAACGUCGACCGAUCAUCACCGUCAAUAUAAUUUAUUGUUCAUAUAUUGUAACACGCUUGUGUAUAAUUAUAGAAAUCGUAUAGUAUUAGUAUAAUAUAAAACCGACGAGUGCGACGCGCGUUUACAGAUAACACGGUUGGUCCGUCUAUUACUAGUCCGUAUCAAAAUACUGAAUACCACAUACACACACACUCACAUACACAUUCACACACGUUCUCAAACGUAGCAUAAAUCAUCGUGUCAAUAACGUAUUGCGGUGUAGUAUUAUUUGUCGUCGCCAUCGUUCAAGUAAAACGCGAAAAAUGUUAACAAACUUCGUUUGAUAUAUCUACACAAAGGUACCUGAUCCAAACCACUCUUCCGCCACCGAUCUAGUCGUCCGGAGAAAAUCUGUGAACUGCCUAACGACCACCAUCACCGGUGUCCUCCACACGUCGUCAAACGACAAAAUUUCCAUGAAAAUGACGGAAAUGAACGCGGUCAACACGCAGAGCAUCGCCGACUAUUUGGCGCAAUUGCUUAAAGACCGCAAACAAAUCACCGCGUUUCCAAACAUGUUUAUGCACGUCGAGCGGCUUAUUGACGAAGAAAUAACCAAAGUCCGGGCCAGCCUAUUCGAAGUGAACGGCGUGAAGAAGGAACCGUUGGUACUGCCGGAACCAGACGGCGCGCCUGUCACUAUUACCGAAAAAGUGUUCGUGCCGGUUAAGGACCAUCCGGAGUUCAACUUUGUCGGAAGAAUAUUGGGUCCACGAGGUAUGACGGCUAAACAAUUGGAAUUAGAAACAGGAUGUAAGAUUAUGGUUCGAGGAAAAGGUUCAAUGCGUGAUAAGAAAAAGGAGGAACAAAACAGAGGUAAACCCAACUGGGAACAUUUAAGCGAAGAACUUCAUGUUUUGAUAUCCGUUGAAGACACUGAAAACCGGGCUAAGCUUAAGUUGAAGAGAGCUAUUGAUGAAGUUAAAAGGCUUCUUGUACCUGCUGAUGGAGAAGAUGAAUUGAAGAAACGCCAACUAAUGGAACUUGCUAUCAUCAAUGGUACUUAUAGGGACUCAAACGCUAAAGCCUUGGCAGCAGCUGCUUGUGAUGAAGAAUGGCGUAGGAUGGCUGUUGCAGCAGCUGCUGAGACACAGCGACUUUUGUCGCCACAUGGUAUGGGUGGUCUAGCCACAACUUUGCGACCACAAACCGCUACACCAUUAACUGCGCCACUUAUAUUAUCGCCACGUAUUCCGACUGCAAUUACUACCAGUGGUGGAAAUCCUGGUGCACCUCAGUUAUUAUCUCCAGCUGAACAUCAUCAUCAUGCUGCAGCAGCAGCUGCUGCAGCUGGUCUUAUAUAUACACCAUACGCUGAUUAUGCCAACUAUGCAUUAGCUGGAUCACCAUUGAUCACAGAAUACACUCCUGCCGAUCAUUCGGAAUGUUCGGCCAGAUACAUGCUAAUGGUUCCAGAACUACAAGGGCUCACCUACCGUCACUGGCCAAAUCAACCAGGUGCAGCAGCCGCGGUUGCGGCGGCGGCUCAGGUCGCCAAACAAAGAAGGCAUUUGACUCAGAUCAGGGAUCAUCCGUAUCAGAGGGUUGGCACUUCGAUUGUCAAUUAAAAAAAAAAAAAAAAACCAAAAUUAAAAAAAAAGUUCUUUGAAUCUGAAAGGCUUGCGGAGAUCUAACAUACUGGACCUUUAUUUUAACACCACACAAUGCAGCCUGCGGCCGAAGUGCGACGAUUGCCAGACGGAACUAUAAUUAACAACUAAACAAUAUCAUUCUGCGCACAUAUAUACACACUUAAAAAAACGCAAUGUUGCACUUAAAAUUAUUCGUCUAACCAAUAUCUGUCUGUCUAAUCAUUUUCGUAUAAUAAUAUUUGUUUUAUUUAUAUUAUUAUAGUGUUUAAUGUUGUUUCGUAAUAUUACAAUUUAAAGA
Molecule: messenger RNA, 2069 nt
Organism: Melanaphis sacchari
Lineage: Eukaryota; Metazoa; Arthropoda; Insecta; Hemiptera; Aphididae
Gene: how
Product: protein held out wings
Exons: 9
Coding region: 596-1747 (383 amino acids)
Biological process (GO): regulation of mRNA splicing, via spliceosome
Cellular component (GO): nucleus
Molecular function (GO): mRNA binding
Source: RefSeq, a predicted model, not a curated record